AUCGUUGGGUGCGCUGCUAGCCAACGACCCACGUUGUGACGGUACGGACGGUGCAAUAUAAUAUUCAAAACAUCGCUAGCCAACGACCAACGAUGUGACGGUGCCAUGUAACAUUUAAAACAUCGUUGGCUAACCAACGACCCACGAUGUGAAGGCACCAACACAUCGUUGGCAUCGCGGGCGCUGUUGGUAUAUACAUACUAAACAUACAUUCACAUCGUUGGCAUCGCCGGCAAAGUUGGCCUAUACUUACUAAAGAUACAUUCACAUCGUUGGCAUCGCCGGCAAUGUUGGCCUCUACUACAGGCAUAUUCACAUCGUUGGCAUCGCCGGCAAUGUUGGCCUCUACUACAGGCAUAUUCACAUCGUUGGCAUCGCCGGCAAUGUUGGCCUAUGUAAGAUACAUUCACAUCGUUGGCACUGUUGGCAUCUACUACAGGCACCAACACAUCGUUGGCAUCGCGGGCGCUGUUGGUAUAUACAUACUAAACAUACGUUCACAUCGUUGGCAUCGCCGGCAAAGUUGGCCUAUACUUACUAAAGAUACAUUCACAUCGUUGGCAUCGAUGGCAAGGUUGGCCUGUACUACAGACACCAACACAUCGUUGGCAUCCUGGCCGGCGCUGUUGGCCUAUACGUACUAAAGAUACAUUUACAUUGUUGGCAUCGUUGGCACUGUUGGCAUCUACUACAGGCACCAACACAUCGUUGGCAUCGCGGGCGCUGUUGGCCUAUACAUACAAAAGAUACAUUCACAUCGUUGGCAUCGCGGGCAAGGUUGGCCUAUACUACAGACACCAACACAUCGUUGGCAUCCUGGCCGGCGCUGUUGGCCUAUACGUACUAAAGAUACAUUUACAUUGUUGGCAUCGUUGGCACUGUUGGCAUCUACUACAGGCACCAACACAUCGUUGGCAUCGCGGGCGCUGUUGGCCUAUAUAUACCUACUAAAGAUACAUUCACAUCGUUGGCAUCGAGGGCAAUGUUAGCCUGUACUCUACAGUACAGACACCAACACAUCGUUGGCAUCGCGGGCAAUGUUGGUCUACAUAGGAAACUACAGAUAUGAUCGCAUCGUUGGCAUCGCGGGCACUGUUGGCAUGUACUACAGACACCAACACAUCGUUGCCAUGGCGGGCAAUGUUGGUUUACAUAGGCAACUACAGAUAUGAUCGCAUCGUUGGCAUCGAGGGCAAUGUUGGCCUGUACUACAGACACCAACACAUCGUUGGCAUCGCGGGCAAUGUUGGUCUACACAUACUACGGAAAUAUACACAUCGUUGGCAUCGCGGACACUGUUGGUCUACAUACUACAGAACACAGAUAUAGAUCGUUGGCAUCGAGGGCAGUGUUGGCCUGUACCGACUACAGACACCAACACACCGCUACCAUCGCGGACUGUGUUGGCCUACACGUACUACGAAAAUAUACACAUCGUUGGCAUCGCGGGCAAUGUCGGCCUACAUACUACAGAUGCACACAGAUAUAUAUAUAGAUCGUUGGCAUCGCGGGCAGUGUUGGCCUGUACUACGGACACCAACGCACCGCUAGCAUCGCGGACUGUGUUGGCCUACACGUACUACGAAAAUAUACACAUCGUUGGCAUCGCGGACACUGUUGGUCUACAUACUAAUCGCGCGCGCUCGCAUCGUUAGCGUUACAGUGCAGUCUGAACACUUAGAAUCUAUUCAAAAAAUACUUGUAUUUAUUUGGCCUAGAAUCCUAAACCAUGGCUCGUACCAAGCAAACAGCUCGAAAGUCUACAGGAGGAAAAGCCCCUCGUAAGCAGCUUGCUACAAAGGCAGCCCGUAAGAGUGCACCUUCUACUGGUGGAGUCAAGAAACCUCAUCGUUACAGGCCAGGUACCGUUGCCCUUCGAGAGAUCCGUCGCUACCAGAAGAGCACUGAACUGCUCAUCCGCAAGUUACCAUUCCAGCGUCUGGUCCGUGAAAUUGCUCAGGAUUUCAAGACGGAGUUGAGAUUUCAGAGUGCUGCUAUUGGUGCUCUCCAGGAGGCAAGUGAAGCUUACCUGGUCGGUCUCUUUGAGGACACCAACCUGUGCGCCAUCCAUGCCAAGCGUGUUACUAUCAUGCCUAAGGAUAUUCAGUUGGCUCGUCGCAUCCGUGGAGAGCGUGCUUAGAUGCAACUUUAUUUUCUUUUGUAGCAUUAUUAUUCAAAAUCAUUGUCUGCACUUUCAAUUUUGUCUUGUUCACCUUGUUGGUACUUGUUUCAUAUUCUAGAAACUUUCUUUCUUGUAAAUACAUUACAUGAGAAAUUAGUGUUUAGUCAAAGGAGAGUACAGUAUAGUUAUCAUCUACUGAGUUGACAUAUAAUCUGUUAUCACUGAGAUGCUAUAUUUAAAGCACCUAAUGAAUUAUCAGAUAUAUUAUUACCACAUUUCAUACUUCAACCUGUACACUGAUGUUAAUUUUUGCAUGUGGGAAAUAGGAAAAAAAAUGUUUUUCCAUCUGUAUGUAAUUCUUGCUGGUGUACUUAUACCAUCAGUUUGCUAUAAAUGUUCAUAAAAUUGAAGUCAUAUGGAGGAAAUUACCAUAAACUACCAAAUAUCUAGAUUCUGACCAAGACUGUUAACUUUUCCAGUCUCAGACAUCCCUUAUAUGUGUAAUCUUCAGUAGUUGGCUACUGGUGGUCCACAUGGAGUUAAUAGUUUUGGGGAAAAUUACAAUCCAAUAUGGAUAGAUAGUAAUACAGAAUGUUUUGAAGUAACCACAAUAUUGAAAACACCUACUCACCUGAAAGACAUUAAGGUAAACAUAGGGUUCCAUUAACAUCUACACAGUAAUGACAAGGAUAUCUAAUGCCUUAAUGAAAAAACUUUUAACAAUCACUGGUUACAAAAGAAGCAAACUACAAGACAAACUAUGUGUUUGGAAGGUUGGAAUCAAUUGUACAUACUGUAUAUCUCAAGUUGUAGAAUAGUGUUUUUGUGAAUAUGUUUGUAUGGAUGUAUAACCUAGAUCAGGUAACAUAAUAGAUGGUGUGUUUCAUAUUUGUUAUUGAAAUAAAAUGUAUUAAUCAGAUAUUCUGGGUGCUGUGUUGACAAUACAAAUUUUCAUAGGUUGGAUCUGUAAUAGUGUUCCAUGUAUAUCUCGUUAUCAAACAUUCUUUUCUUUGUUGAGGCUUUUUUUUUGUGUGUACAGUAGUGUUUAUUCAUAUAUGGUACUGUAUCUGUUCUUUCUCAGUCAUUUCCAACAGGAUUACUGGUGAUUUUCAUUUAACAUUGAAACUCAAUGAUUUUAAUUGCCUCUCUUAUUUUUAUUGUGUGAUUGAUAGUAUAAGAAGUUAGUUGCAAUCUUAAUAAAUUGUUAAUAAACAUUUGUUUUGCAUUUUUAUCAUUGACAUUAAACUUACUGUUUUCCCGAAAUAUUAUACAGCAAUGUAAAAAAAAUAGACUGAGUGUACUUGGUUUGGAAAAUAGCCUUGUUUUUAACUUGAGAGUUUUAAAAGUAAUAUAUUAUCAGAUAGAUGGUCUACAUUCAUAAAUUGGUAAUGAGAAAGAAGCAAAACUAUUUAUUUCCCAGAUGUUUGUUUUGAUUUAGUAUUGUCUGUAUUUCCUUAAAUGUGUAGUAUUCUGGUCACAUUUAUAAAAUCAAUCAUGCAUCAGCUAUCAUUUUGUUUUACACCCAUAUGUAUAUAAAAUGAAUGUUUCUAUUAUAUGUGUUGGAUGCUUGAGUAAUCAACUGUGAGCUACUCUAUAUAGUAUUGAAUUCUUUAUUAUUAUUAUUAUUUGUCAUUAGCUAUAGCAUGUAUUGUCAACUACACACACCACCAGUUGGCUUUACAUUUAUAGUUGGUGCUAUAUGGCUAAUUACAAAUAAUAAAAAAAGAGUCUAGAACUAGACUAAUAGAGAACUUGCACCCAUGGCAGUUAUAUUUUGACUCCCCUUGGUACUUCAUGUAUGACCAAUUCCAGAUAAAAUGUACUCACAAAGGACCAAAUGAUUUAAUGCUGAUGUUUAAGUAUAUACCAUUCAUGUAUGCAAGUUUGGUCAGGUCAUAUUUGAAAUGUGUGUAAAUUGAUUUAGGGGGUGAAUUUUUACCCACCUCUCAUUCUUCACUACCUCUAUGAACUUCUCUGCUGCAUAAUGAUAUAAUAGAAAGUGGAGUCUUUCAAAUAUGCAGACAAAUAUCCACAAGUAUUAUAUUAAAUAUCCAUUCAAGCAAAAGAAUAUAUAGUUUCCAACUGUAAGUAAAGCAAGUAAAUCAACUGGCCUGUCAUCUAUAUUUCCUUCAUACAUGAACAAAUUGUGUGUAAGUGGUAGUUUUACAAUAAAGAAAGGUGAAGAAAAAAGUA
This is a messenger RNA of Lytechinus pictus (painted urchin), 4315 nucleotides long. RefSeq names its product histone H3.3A. The coding region runs from base 1730 to 2140 and encodes 136 amino acids. NCBI's taxonomy places the organism in Eukaryota, Metazoa, Echinodermata, Echinoidea, Temnopleuroida, Toxopneustidae. The record is from RefSeq and is a predicted model, not a curated record. Gene Ontology annotation, cellular component: nucleus; nucleosome. Gene Ontology annotation, molecular function: structural constituent of chromatin; protein heterodimerization activity; DNA binding. The transcript is spliced from 5 exons.